AGUGACGGAGUGAAAACCCCAAAUCUGGCAACUCUGACUCCCUCCCGCCUGCUCCACGGAAGCGCUGUUUGCAGACAGCCGACCAAUGGCGAGCUCUCCUCUUCACACGUGAUUAAGACGGAAGUAAAAUAGGCUGCAGGACUCGGUUUGUGUGUUUUCAACAUGAAGAUGGACGGACUUUUAGUUGCAGUCACUGAUUUAUAUAUUAUGAUAAGCUUUUAUUUAGUGUGUGUUUAAUUCUCUUACUCCGCUGCUGCUGCUGUCAGACCCAGCUAAAGCUGCUGCAGUCACACACAGAGAGGAGCAAACCAGCUGCUUAUGGCGGAACACCCGGUCAGAGUCCAGCUCACAUUUAUUUAUAUAUUUAUUUAAUUCAUUAGUUUAUUAAAUCUCCGGCAGUAAUGCCACUUAUACCCGCCAACCAGCCUCAGCUCAUCCGCUCCUCCCAGAAGGACGAGUACUACCAGAGCAGCCUCAGAAACAACACCAGCGAAGCUUUCCAGACCCUCGCCGGUUCCAAACGAUGGCUACAGUGGAGAAAGGAGCUGGAAUUGCUGUCAGAUCUCACCUACUACGCACUUACUACUCUCUCAGGGUAUCAAACAUUAGGCGAGGAAUAUGUCAACAUUGUUCAAGUUGACCCCACCAAACGAAGGGUACCUUCCCGUCUGCGCAGAGGCUCCCUCAUCCUUCUUCACACAUUCAUACCCUACAUCCUGGACAAGAUCCUGGUGUGUGUAGAGCACGAGUUGGAGGCUGAGGAGCAGGACUCUCGGAAUGCUCAGAGAGAGAUAACACUAACCUGGAACCCGAUGUCUUAUGUGAAGGCAUGGAUACACAGGGUUGUUAGGAUGCUGAACGAGAAUCAGAGGAAAUCUUUAAAGCCUGUGGUCUUUGCAGUGCAACAGGGGAUCACUCUACUGCACAGGGUGCACGUGGCCUUGUUCUAUGUUAGAGGCUCAUUUUAUCAUCUGGCCAAAAGAACUACAGGCAUCAGCUAUCUUAGAAUGCAGGGAAUGGCAGGGGACGACAAAGUCAUCCGUAAUAGCUACCGGCUUUUAGGAGCAGUCUCUCUGCUGCAGCUGGCCAUCACACUGACACUGCAAUUUAACAACCUGAGACAGAGACAGCGUGCCAGAGAGGAGUGGAAACAGCACAGGAAUCUUCCUUCAAGUCCGCAGGCGGUCAGGUCACCAUCCUCUAAGACGUCCCGCUGUAUCUUGUGUUUAGAGGAGCGGAGGCACCCCACCACCACCCCCUGCGGCCAUCUCUUCUGCUGGGAGUGUAUCACAGAGUGGUGUAACACCAAGAUGGAGUGUCCACUGUGCCGAGAGAAGUUCCAGCCACAUCGACUGGUUUACCUGAGAGGCUACAGUUAGAUGAAAAUACACUUAUUAUCAAAAAAAUAAAAUAUAUAAAAAAUAGUUGCACCCAAAAUGAACUGCCUAAUUGCAGUGCUGUUCAGAAGGAAGGUAAAUGUGAACAGAAGCUAUACAUUAUGGACAAUGUCAAUUAUUUAAAUUUGUUGACUAAUCGUUAAUUUGUAACAGCUUUUGGUCUGUGUCUCAAAAAGUGCCCAAACACAACAGAUUACAUAUUUAUUCACUAAAUAUCAGUACUGUCCACAUUUAAACAACAUGUGGACAUUUAAAUGCCUUUUAAAUCUCACGUUUAACUGUUUUUCUAUUGUUUUUAGAGAUGGAGGACAUGGCAGAAAUAAUUGUUGACUUGUCGACCAAUCGAAGAAAUUAUUAGUCGACUACCAAAAUUAUCAUUAGUUGCAGUCCUAGUAUGGACAAUAUUUAUUGAGCUACACAUACAGUUAUUGUAGCGCAUGUGUUUGCAUGGUUUACAUUGUCUUGGUGUGGAGUUGUAGAGGUUCCUAAUGGUGUCUGAUAUGCAACAUGUCACACAUGCAUUACACACUAGUUCUGUAUAUUUAGCUCAAUAAAUCUUACCCAUAUCAGUUUAAAUGGAUUGUUCCUACUCUUCCUAUUUUUGUCUUCCUUCUAAAUAGCAUUGCAAUACGACAUUUCCUUCUGGGUGCAGCAUUUUAUUAUUAUUUUUUUAUGAUUAAUGUUGAUGAGAAGAAGUUUUUUUGACAGUAUUAAUUUCUGUCGCUUACUUGAACUUUUAAGUAUUUAAAUGAUUCCUUCUAAAAAUAAUUAUAUUUCAAAUCAGAAAUAAAUUUGUAAAUAGAUGUACAUAGAACUGUUUUUCGUGGUUGUUUAUUUAUUUUAUUAACCCAGGAUUUGGCAUUGUCUUGGCAUGUAGUUGUAGAGGUUCCUAAUGAUGUGCGAUAUGCGAUGGUUCAUUCCAGCCAGCUCAAAUAUUCCUGAAGAUUUUUGGUAAGGGUAGAGUGUUCAUAGUGUGUCCAUUAGCAUCCCGUCCAUCCCAGCAGUAUGCUCAUAUAAUCAGGCUCACCUGAUUGACGCAAGAUCAAUAAACGUCUAUUUUCUG
Messenger RNA from Astyanax mexicanus (Mexican tetra), 2460 nucleotides. It is a transcript of the gene pex10, whose product is annotated as peroxisomal biogenesis factor 10. The record is from RefSeq and is a predicted model, not a curated record. Gene Ontology annotation, molecular function: zinc ion binding. Gene Ontology annotation, biological process: protein import into peroxisome matrix. Gene Ontology annotation, cellular component: peroxisomal membrane. Lineage: Eukaryota; Metazoa; Chordata; Actinopteri; Characiformes; Acestrorhamphidae. The transcript is spliced from 6 exons. Bases 402 to 1379 code for a protein of 325 amino acids.